AGGGAAGGAGCUGAGGGACGGGCUAGGGGACAGGGCUAGGGGACAGGGCUAGGGGACGGGCUGCUCCCCGGGACAUGCAGGAUGGACGGGCGCUAUCACCGGGCCGCCAGGGACGGCUUCCUGGACCUGCUGAAAGAGGCCACCCGGAGAGACCUGAACUCGCCAGACGAGGAUGGAAUGACCCCGACUCUAUGGGCGGCGUAUCAUGGGCACCUGGGGGCGCUGCGGGUCAUUGUCAGCCGGGGGGGUGAUCCAGAUAAAUGUGACAUUUGGGGAAAUACCCCCCUGCACGUGGCCGCUGCCAAUGGGCAUCUGAACUGCCUUUCCUUCCUGGUGUCCUUUGGAGCCAACAUCUGGUGUUUGGACAAUGACUACCACACCCCGCUGGACAUGGCAGCUUCCAAGGGCCACAUGGAGUGCGUUCGCUAUUUGGACUCUAUCGCGGCCAAGCAAACCGGCCUCAACCCCAAACUGGUGAGUAAGUUAAAGGAACGGGCCUUCCGCGAGGCGGAGAAGAGGAUCCGCGAUUGCGCUAAGCUGCAGCGCAAACACCACGAACGCAUGGAGCGGAGAUAUCGAAGGGACAUGUCUGACCGUUCCGACACCAUGAGCUUCUCCAGCUACUCAAGCUCGGUGAGCCAGCGUUACCCCAGUGCCACAAUGUUUCCCACCAUGCCAUAUUCCCAUGCUGCAGGCACCACCAAAGGCAAGACCAAGAUACAGAAGAAACUGGAGAAGAGGAAACAGACAGAUGGAAUGUUCAAGAUCUACGAAGAUGGCAGGAAGAGCGUACGGUCGCUCUCGGGGCUGCAGCUCGGUAAUGAUGUCAUGUUUGUCAAGCAGGGUACCUAUGCCAGCCCCCGGGAGCGAGGGCGCCAACACCUCCGGGACAUGUUCUUGCCAGAGGAAGACUCCCUCUCCCGAGCCAUCAGUGAUCCUGGACUUCAUGGGGGGGAUUCUGCUCAUUCGGAGGUCAGUACAGACUCUGGCCACGAUUCUCUGUUUACCCGACCGGGUCUCGGCACCAUGGUGUUCAGAAGGAACUAUUUGAGCAGCGGCUUGUUUGGGAUGGGGAGAGACGAGGGCAAUGGACUUCAGCCUGGGCUGGGCGAGGAAGUGAAGUUGCGCAGUCGGUUAAAGCGAUCCCCCAGCUUGGAUGACAGUAUUGGCAGUGCGGGGAGUCUAGCGGUGAGAAAUGAACAGGAGCUGCCCUGGGAGGAGGAAGACUUAAGGCUGGAUGAUGAUGAAGAACCAGACACCAGCCCGUUGGAGUCUUUCCUGGCCUCCCUUCAGAUGGGCGACCUGGUUACUGUAUUACAGGAUGAGAAGAUUGAUCUGGCGGCCCUUACUCUGUGCUCUGACCAUGACCUCAAGAGCAUCGGCAUCCCUCUGGGGCCCCGCAAGAAGAUCCUGGAUGGCAUCCAGAGAAGGAGGCAGGCAAUCGAUAGGCCCUCUACCAUGGGAGACACUGAGCUAUAACAGAGUGCAGAGAGCAGGACCCGCUCACAGUGCCAGGCACCCUAAUGGCCACUCAUCGGGUGAAUGCUGUGCUCCUUCCAUGCCAUUGUCAGUGCCACUUUAGGGGAUGUUUCCCCAAACCUCACUGUUUUGUUUCUGCUGCCAAGACUACCGAAACCUUCCUGCCUGCAGGGCACAGGGGGAAUGUAGCCCUCCCUGGGAACGGGCUGAGUGGCAGGUACUGGCCCCGGGACACACGGUUUGGCCACAAGUUCCUUCUGGACUCCCCUGAGAGCUGGCAGUGCAGGUUAUAGCAUCAGAAGCUCACAUGUGCCAUUAGCCUUUAGUAGGGAGGCAUUCUGUCACAGGUAACAUAGAAAUAAUACUGGGGUGCUGGGUGCAAAGGCUCUUUCUACUUUGUAUUAAAAGUGACCCUAAGGCUCAGUAAAGGUGUGAGAUCUGUUAUCCAGAAUCCUGUUGUCCCAUGAAGCAAUACACUUAUAGCUCACUUUCUGUUUAAGGGGAAAGCUAUGGCAGCUCCCGCCAUCCCUGUAGCAAAGAGCAGGAAGGUUUGGGGCACACAAUAAGCUACAGACUCUUGUUUACUGGCUUUUUAAGGUAAUAAUGUUCAGUCUGGUAUUACAGUUUAACGAUAUCCCGCCGCUUUCUGUGCUUCUAAGCAGCUGCAUAGGGGCCCGUGUCCCCCCCCCCCCGUACCAUAAAUGAUACACAAGGGACCUGCAUGAAGGGGGAAUUCCUCAGUCCUAUGGCACCUUAUGAUGUAACUCCAUUGCUCGUGUUGGUGUCGGCCGUUCUUGGUGUGUGUCUGCCAUCUUGUGGCUGCCGGUCUCCUUUACACACUGCAGCAUAGCAACGGGAUAACUCGCUGGGCUGGUUUCCAGUCGGGUAUCCGCUUUAUUACAGGAAUCUGCAACUCUCUCCCAGUAUUGACAGAGGAAGCUGAACAUUGUGGUGUAAAAAUAUGGGAUUGCAAAUGGCGACAUGAGUCUCCACAUCCCACCGACUGCUGGAUGUGAGCUUUCCCCACCCAUCUGUUGCACUGUAUAUAUAUCAUUUUGUUACCUGUGCGCAUAUUGUGUAUGUGUAAGUCUGUGUGGCUGCUUAUAAUGAUUCAUUUGCUUGUUCCUUGCAUGUCAGGAAGCUUGGAUUUCACUUCCCACCCUGUACACAUAAUGUACAUGCACAAUCCAGGAUUGGGGGUUCAGCCUGCAAACCCAGUGUAUGUUCCGGGGUCUGACUGCUCUGCACCUAGCACUGGUGGGUUACCCUCUGCCCCAUAGGAGGGUAAGCACAGACAGCCUUGGUACAGGACAUAUUGGGAAUAGGGGAGCAUGAAUGGGCAUAAACCGAAUUCUUGGAUAUGGAAAGAGGACCAUGUCUUGGCCGGGUUGGGGGGCCGGAGGGGGGAGAUGGCAGAAAAGGGUAUGUGUUAUAUGUAGGCCAUUGGGCAGGAACGUGUAUUGGACAAGAUAGGGAUUAAGCAAGUGAGAUGGAAGUGGUGGACUUUAGACUUGGAAGGUUGAGAUUGGAGGGGGGAUCUAAAGGGGACAUGGCAAGUUCUUUUCAUUAUAGGGGGGGCAGAAAGUUUAAGAGAGGUCUGUGGUCAUACAUUUAUUUUAAGUGAAUUGGCUUUAGGGUAAUAAAGUGGUUUGGGGAGAAGGUCCAAGACCAGUGAUGCUCACCCAGUGGCUCAGGGGCAACACGUUACUCACCAACCACUUGGAUGUUGCUCCCAAUGGCCUUAAAGUAUGUGGCUCUGGAAACUCCAAUCAGAACCUCCUGCAGGCCAGCAGUCCCCAUGGAGCUACCCAAUAGCCAAUCACAGCCCUUAUUUAGCACCCCCAAAGAACUUUUUUCAUGCUUUUGUUGCUCCCCAACACUUUUUACAUCUGAGUGUGGUUCACGAGUAAAAAAGUUUGGGGAUCUCUGUUCUAGAUAAACCUGCUCAGCUUGACAGUAAGUUGGGUUGAGAACAUAUUUGCUGCCCUAGAUAUUCUUUGUUACUCCAAUAAUUUGCUAUACCUGUAACCUUGAGUUUGGGGGGGGGGGGGCUGAUCAAAUGCUGGACCUCCAAGUGGGGCUUAAAAUAGAAAGGUUUGGCCAGAGUCUAAGCCAAUCAUCUUUGGAGGUGUUUCAUCUGACACAAAGCUUCAGAGCAGUGCUGGCUUGGGAAUCGGAGAACGUACUCACCAUGACUAGCACUAAGGGUUUUUUCAUCGACAGACGGGCAUUCUCUCUGGAGUUGAGACAGUAUUCUCAGGUCUCUCCAGUUUGAAGCACACUCCCUUUCAGGAAUCUGAAGGCUCUCUCUUUAAAAUCCUGUAUAGGCCAAACAACACAAAAAACAUGAAAAGUUUCAUAAACUUCUGGUAUGAACCUGAUGCCAGUGAGGGCCCAUAUGUCUAUGUUGCCCCAGAGCUCCAUGCAGAAUUUCCUUCUUGAUUCCUGAUGGUGACACCCAUAGGCCAAGCAGUGUUUGCACCUCACUGAUCCACACCACCAGCCCUGACAGUAGGGAGCAGCCAUGCCAAGACCCAGAUGGUUUGGAGCUGCCAGGACAUCUUCUUAGGUAUCCACUGUCACGGUCUGCUUCACUUAUGCCUCUAGGUCAUCAAACCCUAUGGAGCUGACUGUUGAAAAGCUUGUAGAGGGGGUCUCCAGUACAUUUAAUAGACCUGUAGGCAUCGGGUCAAGUCGGUAUUAUCCACAUGAAGACCUGUAGGACACGUAUUUCAUGAUUAAGCCUAUGAUUAAGUGCUUAAUAGCACAAAAUGCGUCAGGCUUUUUAUGGACAUGUAUUUUGUAAUAAAGAUAUAUUGAUUUUAUCAUACCCUGUUAAUGUUGGAUUAAGUAUGUGCCUGCCUAUCUUUGCAUUCACUGCUCCUUUGGUUGUAGGUUUGGGCCUGUGGCACCCAGACCCAACCUUUCUACCGGUGAGUUACUGUUUCCACUGCCCUCUAGUUCAUCAAUUCUAAACCCUAUGUUGAGUUGAAUCAACUUGCAGAGCGGGUCUCCAGUACAUUUAAUAUACCUGUAGGCAUCGGGUCAAGUUGAUAUUGUGCAAUUGAAGACCAGAAGAACACGUAUUUCAUGGCCUUUGAGUUCUUUUUUAUGGUUCUCGGCAUACCCAAGGGUUUAAUAGACUUCAGUCACAUGACUAUAAUUCAACCCAUGUUGGCUAUUCAACCCACUCUAUGGGAAAGGUUGGGCAGUCCUGUGUAUGGAGGCGCAUCACAUGCACCCCGUGUGUAUAGGAAUGGUGGUCUGUGUACCUCUGUCAGCCAUCUCCAUGUGUCUAUAGAAGCAAGGUUCCUAUUUACCCAUAAAUCUUGACUCUGCAUAAUGUAUAAAUAAACACAAGUGGAGAGCUUUCAUCACUGUUCAACCAUAUUAUACGCAGGAUGAGGCAUCAUACAAUUUAUACUGUUACAACAAGGAAGUUGAAUAAAUUAUUUUGAAUCAU
Xenopus tropicalis (tropical clawed frog) is the source of this 4942-nucleotide messenger RNA. RefSeq names its product Usher syndrome 1G (autosomal recessive) (gene ush1g). NCBI's taxonomy places the organism in Eukaryota, Metazoa, Chordata, Amphibia, Anura, Pipidae. Gene Ontology annotation, biological process: sensory perception of sound; equilibrioception; sensory perception of light stimulus. The record is from RefSeq and is a predicted model, not a curated record. Gene Ontology annotation, cellular component: plasma membrane bounded cell projection. Bases 82 to 1479 code for a protein of 465 amino acids. The transcript has 4 exons.